AUGAAGAAACUUUCCUUGUUGCAGUUGACAGCAGUGCUUUCAAUAGCCUUGUCUUCGGUCAUCAGCACAGUAAAGGCCAAUUCAUCGCCCUACACUACUGGCAACUUUCGAGUCGUAGUUGAUCCAUCCGCAGCUCUCCACAACAAAAAGACCUCGCGGCAACGAAAUGGGUUCCUGUCUCCAUCAUCACUGCAACACGACGAAGAUGCUAGAAGACGCUUGUCUGCAACAAAAGACAACAAUGGCUUGCAAACUAUGCUAGAGAAAUUGCGCGUCAAACAACGGUGUUCGGAAACCUUGAGCAUUGUGUCAGACAAGUCCAAGGUGGUGCUCUCCAAAUGCAAACAGGUGGCCUCACACUAUUCCAAAGCGGAAAUUGGCUUGUAUGCCUCGCUUGCGUGUGCGCUCACAUUUGCCUUGCAAGCUGUCUUUGCCAAGACUCCUUGCAAGACACUCGAUGUUGGAAUCAUUACCUACCUACUGUCCAUGGCCUCCAGCAGCCACUACAUGCCCAUCGAAUUGGCCAACCCCAAGCGAACCUUACAGAUCUACACGACUCCCUCGGUCUUUUCCACUGAUGGCAAGACGUAUAUCAGGCUCAUUCGAAAGGGAUCCAAAAGCAUGACCUACCACAAGAAGAAGACGAUUGCCUCGUCGUCCCAAGAAUCUCAAGUCCGAAUGGAACCCGUCCAAACCUUUUAUCACUCGACCGGACGAGAGCCAGCGGCAGAUCCAGCCUCGCACAAUGCCGUCCUCCAAAACAUGACCCCCUACAUGAGACAAAAGCUCAAGGCCCGUCGGAUGCGAGGUGGUGGGACGCAUGCCGGUUUAAUGGAACGAUUGACCAUUGGAUUUUACUUUGGAGCCUGGUACGCCCUCAAUAUUGUGUACAACAUCAUCAACAAGAAGGUCUUGAAUGUGCUUCCAGCUCCACUUAUUGUAGGAACCUUUCAAUUUGGUAUCGGUGCGCUCUACUGUGCCCUCGUUUGGUUGGUCAAAUUACGGCCCAUGCCCAAACUUACCGCCAGUGGAAAACAAGCAGUUAUCACCGUGGGUAUGUAUCAUGCCCUCGGACAAUUGGCCAGUAUGAUUAGUUUGGGAGCGGGACCUGUCUCGUUUACGCACAUUGUCAAGGCGAUGGAACCCUUUUUCAGUGCGGUCGUUUCUGGGCUCUACUUUAAAAAGUGGAUGAAGCCACAAGUCUACUUGACAUUGGUGCCCGUGGUCUGUGGUGUGGGAUAUGCCUGCAUGAAGGAGCUCAACUUUUCGUGGCUUGCCUUUGGAGCAGCCAUGUCGAGCAACUUAUUCUUUGCCUUGCGAGCCGUCAUGUCCAAACUUGCCUUGUCGGGAGGUUCGUCGGGUACCAACUUGACUCCACCCAACAUGUUUGGAUUGGUCACUUGGGCCGCCUUCUUUUUGUCUGUCCCAUUGGCAAUUUUUGGAGAAGGCAAGUCGUUUAUGGGAUUGUGGGAUACGGCUUUGAAGACGGUAGAAAGUCACGGACAAUUCUACAAGUCAUUGGUCAUUUCGGGUUUGGUCCAUUACUUGAACAAUGAAGUCAUGUACUUGGCAUUGGGCAAGGUCCAUCCAGUGACAUUGGCCGUUGGAAAUACCAUGAAGCGGGUCUUUAUUCUGGUAGCCUCGGUCAUGGUCUUUCGCAACAAGAUUACCGUCCAAGCUGGUAUUGGAUCGGGAGUUGGUAUUGGUGGAGUCUUGCUGUACAGUCUCACCAAGCAAUACUAUGAAAACUUGGAACAAGCAGCCGCUGCCAAAGCACCAAAGACCGUGGGGAAGAGGUUUCGAUUUGGAAAAAAGGUUUGA
This is a messenger RNA of Cylindrotheca closterium, 1821 nucleotides long. The record is from the annotation of a GenBank genome assembly. Lineage: Eukaryota; Bacillariophyta; Bacillariophyceae; Bacillariales; Bacillariaceae.